Messenger RNA from Plasmodium gallinaceum, 5490 nucleotides. RefSeq names its product ferlin, putative. The transcript has a single exon. Lineage: Eukaryota; Apicomplexa; Aconoidasida; Haemosporida; Plasmodiidae. The coding region runs from base 1 to 5490 and encodes 1829 amino acids. The record is from RefSeq and is a predicted model, not a curated record. Gene Ontology annotation, biological process: plasma membrane organization.
AUGAGAAUAAUAUCUGUAGGUUUCACUAUAUACGAAGCACAAAAUUUAGAAUUUGAUGAUAAAGUUUUAUUAGAUCCAUUAGUGAUUGUUCGAUGUUGUAACAAUGAAUAUAUAACAAAAAAAAAAAAAAAAAAAUACAACGCUGUAAAUUGGGAGGAAAGUCAUAUAUGGGAUAGAAUAGUUCUAUCUGAAAUAGAAUGGAAUGUAGCAAAAAUAGAGUUUGAAGUUCAGAGUGCAAAUACAUUUUGGAGAAAUGAAACAAUUGGUGUAAUAUCUUUUGAAUUAAAAUUAAUUAAGAAUAAAAAAAAUCAUCAGAUUCAAGGAAUAUAUCCAAUAUUAUACAAAAAUGGAACAGAAAUAAGAGGGCAAUUAAGAUUAAAAGUUAUGGUAUGUGAUGAAAAGGACUAUGUAACGAAUAACAAUAUAUUUAACGAUUUAGCGGAAAAGAAUGAUUAUAAUAUUUCAGAUAAUGAUGAACUAUAUACAGAUUUAAGUAAAGCAGUAGUUGAGGAAAAUAUUGCUACUCUAAGAGACAAAAAGUCAAGAUUUUAUUAUUUAUAUGUAAAUAUUCAUAAAAUAGAAGAUAUAUAUGUAGAUAUUAACAAAAAGAAUUAUAGAGAUCUCUAUAUAACGUGUGAGUUCAAUGGAUGUCAUUUAAAAUCAAGUCAAGGAAGAAAUUGUACCAACUAUACUUUUAAUGAAUGCUUUAAAAUUCCUAUUGCUACUCCAAUUUUAGAAGAUUCUAUUGUUAUUAAAAUAUGGGAUUGGAAUUUUUUAUCAAAUGACGAGUUAUUAGCUAUUGGUGUUUUAUCAUUUACUCAAAUAAAAAAUAAGCCAAUUAACCCUACAUGGUUUAAUUUAUAUGGUUUUCACAAAAAUGAAAUGAAUUUAGAAAACGAUAUAAAUGAUAAAAUAUAUAAUGACUUUAGUGUAUCUCUAGAAGGAAAUUUUUAUUUGGGAAGAAUCUGCAUUAGUUCAUAUGUUGAAAGAUUAAAUAAUUUUGAUAAUUUAAAUGUAGCUAUAACACAAAGUUGUUUAGCUUAUGACGAACCCUUAUCUGUGCCCAUUACUUUAUUAUGUGAUGUUUAUUUAGUGACAGGAAUAUUAGCAGAAAAUAUUUAUGUACAGUUGUGUUGUGGUCCAUAUAAGAGAAAAACAGAUUAUGUGAAUGCUAAUGAAAUAAAUAAUAAUGACAGAAAAAAAAAUAAUAAUAAAAAUAAGAAAAAAUAUUAUCCUAAAAAAGAAGAGGAAUUUUUUAAUUUAUUCAAUUUUGAUAAUUUAUUAAAUUUAGAUAAUUUUUUUAAUAAAAUUACUGAAAAACAAAACAUUAUAGAAGAUAAUGAAGAAACAGAAUUUUAUUUUAGUUCUAGAAAAGGUAAAAUAGAAAACAUGAAAUUAUGCGUCGUUCAUGAUGAAUUACAACAGUGGGAUAUUAUUAUAAAUGUUUAUGAAAAAAAAAAAAGUUAUAAUAAUACAAGUUUCUUUAAUAAUUUUUUAAGUAAUAAUAAUAAUUAUGCUAAUAUAGCAGAAGAAGAAUCCAAAUUAACUGAUUAUCAAAAAUACAAAAAAAGAAAAUAUGAAAUAGAAGAAUAUGAACAACAAACAGAUAAUAAUGAUAGGAGAAUUGCUUAUUAUAGAAUGCCUUUAAAAAAUGUUCUCCUACAUAAUGAAAAAAUAUCAAGAUGUCCUAUAUGGAUUCCUUUAAAAAAUAUUCCAAAAAAUGUUAACGGAGAUUUUAAUUGUAUGUAUAAUAUUUUACAAAAUGGUUCUAUAUUAAUUAAUUUAGAAAAAUCAUAUGAUGUCCAAUUAGGAGUAAAUAAAAGAAAAAAUUUAAUUCCUGUAAAUUAUGAAUUAAGAUGUUAUAUAUAUGCCUGUAGAAACAUAAUUUCUAAUUUUAAUGAUUCUCCAAAUACAUUUGUUCAUAUAUCUUGUUCUGGAAAAAUGAAAAUAACAUCAUUAGUCUUAAAUAAUUCUAAUCCUGUAUUUUUACAAUGUUUAAAAUUAAAUAUAAAUAUAUUAACUGAUUAUUCUGUUGGUUUACCAACUAUACCUCUUAUUAUAGUAACAUUAUAUGAAUUUCAUAAUAACACAUUUUAUUUUAUUGGAAGAUGCUUUUGUAACUAUGAUAUUUACUUGAAGGAUAACUAUAAAAAGUAUAACUUCAUUAAUAGAGGUUCUACUUACAAUGUUGUUGAGCAAAUAAGGCCAAGAUGGGUUAAACUAAAAGGUAGAAAACAUAUAAAAGCAAUGUAUACAAAUAAUUUAUGGCAACAGUACGGAAAUGAUAAAAGGAUAAUACAAGAAUCUUUAUAUGAAAAACAAAAAAAUAUUUAUAAUAAUAAAGAAAAUACAUUCCAAUAUAAUGAUUUAUUAUGUGGAGAAAGAGUUGGUGAUAUUUUAUUAUACUUUGAACUAGUACAAUCAAAAGAUGCAAUUAAAAUACCAAUUUAUCCUAUGAUAGCACAAAUAAAAAAAUGUUCCUUAUCAUUCUACUGCAUGUCCCUAGAAAAUUUAAUUUUAAUGAAGAAACAAAACUAUUUUGAAGCUAUAUUAAAUAAAUCUGUUGAAAAAAAUAUUUCUCACCCUAUUAUUGUUUUAUCUAUAACUUCUUAUUCUUCUUAUGGUAAGAAAAAAAAUGAAUUAUUAAUUAAAUAUGAAAAAUCUUUCAAAGCAAAUACAAGAAUACAAUUGAAAAAUUGGAAAAAUUCAUUUAAUCAACAAAGUUUUGAAAUGUUUUCUAUUGAAAAAAUGGAUAUUGAUAUACCAUUAGAUCCAAUUUUUGAUCCUACACUAAAUAUUAAAGUGUACAAUAAAAAAAUUAAACAAAAGUAUUUUAUUGGAGAAACAAAUAUAUCUCUAGUCCCUUACAUACCAUGGAUUAAGAAUAUUGAUGAAGUUAUACAUUAUUUGCAAGCACAUGAUGAUUAUUCAGAAACUAUAAAUUUUAAAAAUAUAGAUAGUGCUUUUGAUAUAUAUAAAAACAAGAAUGCGGCUCUAGUGAUCACAGCUAUAUCAUUAGCUGAUUGUGAACACACAAUUAAUUUAAAAGAAGAAUUAAACAAAUAUGAAAAUGAUGACGACGAUAUGUGGAAUCAAAUACCUCUUUUUAGUAUGGGAAAAGAAGAACAAAAUAAUAUAAAUAACAAAAAUUCCAUUAAAAAUGAAAAUACUAUUCUAAAUAAUAAUUUUCCUAACAAUAUGAAUAAUAUCCAUAAUAAUAUGAUUCAAAAUAACAUAUAUGAUUAUAAUAAAAUGAUAGACAACAGUAUGUAUAAUAGUAGUUUGAAUAAAAAUGAUGUUUAUAUGAAUAAUAAAGUUAUGAAAAGUUACAAUUAUGAAAAUAUUCCAAUGGAUAGUAUAUGUAACAUUAACACAAUGGUAAAUGAUGUGGAUGCACAGAAAAUAUAUAAUGAUAACACAAUUACUAAUAAUAUGAUUGACAGUAAUAUGUAUUACAAUAAUAAUAUGAUGGUGAAUAAUUUGUAUAAGAAUAAUAUUUAUAAUCCAUCAAAUUAUGGUAUGAUUAACUACAAUAAUAAUUAUACUAAUAAUAUACAAAGCUUUACAUAUAAUGGUGUAAAUAUUGGGAACGAUUUCUGCAAUAAUCCAUCUAACAUGUACAAUAAUAAUCCAUAUAAUAAAUACCAUAAUUUUGAUUCCUAUUAUAAUCCAUAUAAAAGAGAUGUUUAUAAUGUAAAGUUUAAUGAUAAUGUUUAUAAAUUGUUUGAUGAUGGAGUUCCCGAAAUAAUUAAAUUAACUUAUAAUAUAAAAAAUUAUCCAUAUAUAAAAAUUUUAACUAGUAAAUUUAUAUUAAAUGUCCAUAUUCCACCACGAUUUAUUAUAUACGUUGAAGGAGAUAAAUUAAAUACUGAAAAAUUUAUAAAAAAUAUCCAUCGUGCAUCUGUUGAUGGAAUAUUAGAAAAUUACUUAGACGAUAUAUUAAUACCAUCCAUUCCUUUAAAAAAGAAAUGUAAUGGUUUUUCAUUGGAUAACGAAUCAGGAGAAAAUAAAAUACAAAAAGAAGGAAUUUCUUUUGGAUGCUUUGAAAAAUUUCCUUUCAUUGAGUUAUGUGGUGGAUAUAUAAAAUGCUUUGCAAAAAUAAAAUAUCGAAACUUAAUAUCUCAGAAUAUUCCAUUAAGUUUAAAAGACAUAGAUAGCCAAAAUGUUUUUCGAAAAAAAUUUAGAGGAGUAAAUAGGAUACCUUUAUACUUAAAAAUUAGGGUGUAUGUUUUAAGAGGAAUAGGAAUAUAUGGAAUAAAUAAUGAAUAUACGGCUAAUCCUUAUUUAAUUUUUUCUUUAGGUGAAAAGACAUCUAAUCUAAGAAACUCUUUUAAAGAAUGUAAUAUAAAUCCAGAGUUUCGUUGCUUAUGGGAGAGUGAAGCUAUUUUUCCUGAAGAUGAAAUAUUAACGAUAAGUGUAUAUAGUGCAGAAAAUAGUUAUGAUAAGCAAAUAAAUGAUAUGUAUAUAGGAUCUACAGAAAUAAAUUUAUUCGACAGAUGGAUGAGUAAAGAAUGGAGACAUAUGAUGAAAAAAAAUAAAAUACCAAUAGAAUAUAGACCAUUAUAUAAUAAUUAUUUAAAAGGAAAAACUGAUAAUAUUUAUAAUAAAAUUAAUAGUUGGAAUAAUAUUUUCUCAUUUUUUGAUAUUUUCACACAUUUGAUAAAAUAUUCUACGAGCAAAAGUUAUGUAAAAGAAGAUCAAACAUUUCUAAAAAAUUCGGAAAGAAAUAACUAUGGGAUAUUAGAAAUGUGGGUAGAAAUUAUGGAUUAUGAACAAUCAAAAAAAAUUCCUAUACAUAAAAUGGUAUCACCUAAAAAAACUGAAAUAGAAAUAAGAAUAAUAAUAUGGAGAUGCACUAUAUUAUCUAAUGAAGAAAAUGGGAAUAGAACAUUAGAUUUAAUAAUUACCUCGGAAUUAGAUUGCCCAACUUAUAAUGGGAAAAAUGCAAAUAUUCAAUCAACAGAUGUACAUUAUAAUUGUAAAUCAGGUAAUGCAAUAUUUAAUUGGAGAAUUGUAUAUCCAAAUAUAACUCAUCCAUUAAAUACUUGUUUUGUGCAAUUGGCUGCUUAUAAUAACAACAAUGUUGGGGUUAGUGAAUUUUUGGGAGAAGUUAAUUUGGAACUAUCCAAAUAUGUGCAUAAAGCAUCACAAAUAAUGAAUAAAUUUGAACUUGAUGCAGAAUUAAAACUGAGAAAAAAAAAUGGAUAUGAAAUAGAAAAUAAUUAUAAUGGUUACAUACAGGUAACAGUACAAUUUAUUCCUCAAGCAAAAGCGAAUAUAAAACAAGCUGGUUUAGGCAGAGAUGAGCCAAAUAGACAUCCAUAUUUAAGAACACCUGAUAGUGGUAGAGAAUGGAAUGAUUUCAUUAGCUCAAUUGGUUUUAAUGAUAUUUAUAAACCUUUUUGGAAUUGGCUAAAAAUAUUUUUUAUUUGUCUUUUAAUAAUAUGGGUAUUUGUCUUAUCAUUUGUUUAUCCUUCCUUAUUAUUAUAG